This is a messenger RNA of Pelodiscus sinensis (Chinese soft-shelled turtle), 2348 nucleotides long. NCBI's taxonomy places the organism in Eukaryota, Metazoa, Chordata, Testudines, Trionychidae. The record is from RefSeq and is a predicted model, not a curated record.
AUGUAUGGUGACAUCGCUCACCAUUGGAACUUGGUGCGCACGCUUUUGGACAACCCUACAACAGAUAGACCAGAGAGAAGAACAGCCUUGGUUGCCAGAGAGCUUGCAAGAUACAACAUUGAUAUUGCAGCCCUCAGUAAGACUCGUCUUGCUAAUGAAGGUCAGCUAACUGAAACUGGAGGUGGAUAUACUUUUUUCUGGAGCAGUCGUGGCACCGAUGGGCGUCGUGAUGCUGGAGUUGGAUUCGCCGUCAGGAAUCACCUUGUUCAGCAAUUUGCCAGUCUUCCCAAGGGGGUGAAUGAUCAGCUUAUGAUACUACAGCUUCCGCUACAGAAUAGAAACCAAGCCACUCUGAUCAGUGCCUAUGCUCCCACAAUGACUAACCUGAACCAGAUGAAAGACGGGUUCUAUGAAGAACUGGAUUCCUUACUAUCAGCUGUGAGUAGCACCGACAAACUGAUCCUGCUCGGUGACUUCAAUGCAAGAGUAGGAUGCAACUCAAUAGCCUGGCAUGGAGUCGUUGGCAGACAUGGAGUGGGCAAAUGUAACGGCAACGGCCUAAUCCUACUGAAGACCUGUGCAGCACACGACCUCCUUAUCACCAACACAACGUUCCGCCUGCCUACCCGAAACAAGACCUUUUGGAUGCACCCCCGCUCUAAGCAUUGGCAUCUUAUCGACUAUGUCAUUGUCAGGAGAAAAGACAGGCAAGAUGUCAGAGUGACCAAGACCAUGUGUGGUGCUGAUUGUUGGACAGCUCACAGGCUCAUUGUCUCCAAAAUGAAUCUCUGAAUUAGAAUGAAGAGGCAGCCACAAAGUAGCAAGCCCAUAAAAAGAGUUAAUGUGGCCAGGCUAAAGAACACGAACAUAACCUCAACAUUGACUGAGGAUCUAGAAAGCAGGCUUUCCGACUUGCACCUUGUAGGCAGCGCUGCGGAUGACUGGCAACUUUUCCGGAAUGCUAUCCACUCAUCUGCACUGAAGAUUUUGGGACCCUCUUCGCGCAAGCAGCCCAACUGGUUUGAUGAGAAUGAUGGGGAGAUAUUGUCUCUACCUGCUGAAAAGCACCACCUUCAUCGUGCACAUCAGAAUGAUCCAUCAUCAGCUGCCAAGAAGAAUGCCUUUGAAAAUGCUCGCAGGACAGUCCAGAACAAACUGCGUAAAAUGCAGGUUGCUUGGUUAAGGGACCAGGCAGCUGAAAUUCAGGGGCAUGCAAAGGUCCACAGGCAGACGCUAUACCUGCAGAGGUCUAUAAAGCUGGCAGUCACGUACUCACAGAGAGGCUCACUGAGUUGUUCCAGUCUUUUUGGGAGCAAGGAUCCAUUCCUCAGGAACUCAAGGAUGCAUCCAUUGUACACCUCUAAGAGGAAGGGCAAUCAACAGGUAUGUGACAGUCAUCGGGGAAUUUCGCUGCUUUCCACUGCAGGUAAAAUCCUUGCAAGAGUGAUGUUAAAUCGUUUGGUCACUCAUCUGGAGUGUGGCCUCCUGCCGGAGUCACAAUGUGGCUUUCAUAAGGGCUGCGGGACUAUUGACAUGAUCUUUGCCAUGCGCCAACUUCAGGAGAAGUGUCAGGAGCAGAAUCGUGAACUUUACACAACCUUUGUUGACCUCACAAAAGCCUUCAACACUGUCAGCCGACAAGGUCUGUGGAGGAUCAUGUCAAAGUUUGGCUGCCCCACCAAAUUCAUUCAGAUGGUACGCCAGUUUCAUGAUGACGUGAUGGCCAGAGUGCUAGACAGUGGAGAAUCUUCUAAGGCAUUCCCAGUCACCAAUGGUGUCAAACAGAGCUGUGUACUCGCACCUACGCUGUUCAGCAUCAUGUUUACUGCUACGCUGAAUGAUGCCUUCCAGGACAGCGUUGCCGGAAUCAGCCUUAAGUACAGAGUGGACGGGAAUCUUUUCAACCUGAGGAGACUUCAGGCUAUCACCAAAGUGAAAGAGACUGUUCUGAGAGACUUCUUGUUUGCCAAUGAUUGCACCUUGUAUGCUGGCUCUGAAGCAGAGAUGCAAGUUAGUGUGGACAAGUUCUGCACAGCUUGUGACAACUUUGGACUCACCUUCAACAGCAGAAAGACCGAAGUCAUGUAUCAGCCUGUCCCUUAUGCACCGUACACAAAACCCACAAUCACAGUCACAGGGCGGAUGCUACAGGCAGUGGACCAGUUUACUUACCUCGGCAGCACUCUCCCAUGCAGCUAACAUUGACAUAGAAGUCACAUGCAGAAUAGCGAAGGCAAGUUCUGCUUUUGGUAGACUGUGCCCCACUGUAUGGGAACGUCGAGGAAUCAGCCAAGCAACAAAACUGAAGGUCUACAGAGCCGUGGUACUCACCACUCUCCUGUAUGCCU